AUGAUUGUAUAUAUAUAUUUUAAGGUAACCGAGGAUAAUCUGCCAGUGGUUCUUUCAACAUCUCCAAUGAAGGCGGUACUUUGUUUCACGUUAUUAGUCCUUAUAGGACUAUCCAAUGCCAGGCCACAAUUUCUUCAAAAGGCUGCAAAUCAGCUACGUGAGUUGGAUAGACAGGCCUCCGUAUUAAGAAGUUUUGCUGAUAUAGAAUUUCCUUCAGGAUACCGCUAUGCCUACGACACCAGCAACAAUAUCCACGCUGCUGAAAUCGGCGAGCUGAAAAAUCCAGACACCGAAAAGGAAGCCCAAGUUGUCGAAGGUCAAUACUCCUACGUUGGUGAUGAUGGAAAAGAAUACAAGGUACACUACACCGCUGACGAAGAUGGUUUCCAUCCCACUGGAGAGCACUUACACGGAGCUGGUACUAAGAAGAAAUUGGGAAUUCCAUCGGCAGCUUUGGCAUCUUUAGCUGGAGGUGGUUUGGGCUAAAAGGGAGUUAUAAAUAGCUAAAGAAAGUUUUGUUUAAACUGUAAUAUACGAAAAUCUCACUGCCAAUAUCGCAAUCCAAAUAUUUAAAUUAACUGUUUUAUAGUUUAAUAAAUUGUAAAUAUAUUUAGUAAAAAAA
Molecule: messenger RNA, 622 nt
Organism: Sitophilus oryzae (rice weevil)
Lineage: Eukaryota; Metazoa; Arthropoda; Insecta; Coleoptera; Curculionidae
Product: cuticle protein CP14.6-like
Exons: 3
Coding region: 1-486 (161 amino acids)
Cellular component (GO): chitin-based extracellular matrix
Molecular function (GO): structural constituent of chitin-based larval cuticle
Source: RefSeq, a predicted model, not a curated record